UGUGUUUAUUCAUUAAUUUAUUUAGCUGAUCAAGCUUGACGUCAGGGAGGACGUCAUGACGUAAAAAUAUUGAUGAAUUGUUUUGUUAAUAUUUUCUUUGAAACGAACACUGUUAAAGAACCGAUUUGCGUAGAUGAAUUGGAUGUCACAUCACUACAAUCAAAAUAAUACAUUUUUAAAAAGCAAAAUUGGUCGAUUCGACAAAAGGCGUUCAGUAUUUGCGCGUGCACGCGCGAGAGCCGUUAAAUCUACGUGUCGCAUUGUUAAGUUAAUAUCAGGAGAAGCAAUAAAACACGAAACAUUAAAAUUUGUCUGCAGUUGUCUACAUUACCAAGGCUAAGAUUAAGUAACAACAAUUCAGCGGGAAUUACGGAGUUUGCUGGGUUUUAGAUGUCUGACGAUAGUUCGAGUGUCCGUGAGGACUUUAGUCGUGAGAGUUUACAACUAAACCAACAUUUGGAGAAGAUGACUGAACAAAUGGAGAAUAUUUCAGUGAAGUUGUCUUGGAUGGCGUAUGAUAUGGUUGUGCUCCGCACCAGUCCAGAUCUUGCUGAAUCCCUCAAGAGCCUGGAGAAUGAGUUCCUCAAGUGCAAAGCUGUCAUCUGUGGUUCCACAGAUGGACAAGAUAAAAAUGGUCAUCCUGCUGCUGAAGAACAUAAUAUCCCCCAAGAAUAAUAGUAGAGUUUCGAUGUAGAACAGAGGCAUCUGAUAGGAUGAUGUUAAUGUUGUUGAAACUUUUCCAGUUGGAUUUGCCAGAGCUGACAUAUUUGUGAUUUAACAUGAUUUUAUACCCUC
Messenger RNA from Labeo rohita (rohu), 795 nucleotides. RefSeq names its product synaptonemal complex central element protein 3 (gene syce3). Gene Ontology annotation, biological process: reciprocal meiotic recombination; synaptonemal complex assembly; spermatogenesis. The record is from RefSeq and is a predicted model, not a curated record. Bases 391 to 675 code for a protein of 94 amino acids. NCBI's taxonomy places the organism in Eukaryota, Metazoa, Chordata, Actinopteri, Cypriniformes, Cyprinidae. The transcript is spliced from 3 exons.